AUGCCUCCCGCUACCCCUGCUCACCUCGCCGGCUCGCUCCUUGCUCUAUAUGCUGCGCUCAACGCCGCGCGCGCCUGUCACAUCGCCAUUACCGCCCGUACCGCUCAAGCCCUCAGCCGAGGCCCGCGCGAGCCACUGAAGAUGCCGCGCGUUUACUUAUUCCCCCCAUCCACACCCUACCUGUACCGCUGCCUCUGCAUAUUCCCGUUAGGACACGUGCAGAUAGCGCAGAGCGGCGCUUGCGGAGCGAGUGGGCAAGAAGGUGUCAUGCUCGUCCCCGCUGCUCGCGCGCUGCUCUCCGCCGACGCGUACUCGCGGGAGCGUGAUACGCUCCGCCCAUUCCAAUCAAGCGUGAUAUGCCUCGCCCCGACCUUCGAUGGAGAGCGGAUACGCCAGUUCUCUCACAACCUCGACGACGAAGACGACGUUCACAAUGCAACGCCAACAACCCCAGUCAUUCGUUCACUCACGAGUCCGCCGCGCCUUUUUCCCCUAGUGCACCGGCCGCGACGGGCGCGCCAGCGCGCUCCAUCCACCUCCUCUUCUCCUCACUCUCCGGGAGACGUGCUCUGCCUCCUCCUCCCCGCCCUCCUCUCCUCGAUCGUCGCGGGUGGCGUCGCGCCUUUCAUGACCUACGUGAUCGGCCAGUUCUUCAACAUGUUCGCCCAGUUCCCCCUCACCCCCAAUCCCCCGCAAUCCGCCAAGGACGCCCUCCUGCAAGCCGUCGGCAUCAGCGCCCUCGAGCUCCUCGGCCUCGCCAUCGGCUCGAUCGCGCUCGGCAGCCUCACAUCCUGCUUCUGGAUAUGGACCAGCGAGCGCAACGUCCUUGGCUUCCGCCGUCGCGUCUACACCGCCGUCGCGCAUAAGCCCAUAGCCUGGUUCGACACCGCGGUCGCCCCGGGUGAGGGUGCGGGGGGCAUGAUGGCGACGUUCGCGCGGGAGAUGGACGACGUGCAUGCCGCAUCGUCCCUCAGCUCCGGCUUGCUCAUCCAGCACCCCACGACGCUUGUCACCUGUCUAAGGCUGGCGUUCUCGCUCGGUGGUCCUCACCCUCGUUACCCUGUCCUCCUUGCCUGUCCUCGUCUUCGUGCAAGCGAUUUCGCAGCGGACCCCGCAGUGCUCAUCCUGGAUAAACCAACCUUUGCCCUGGACAUCGCCUUGCGCAUCCUCGUUUUUGAGGCCAUCAAACGCUGGCGUCUACCCCCCAGUGAGAGGGAUAUGCUUUACUCCCCGUCCACAGUCGCGUCCUCCAUGCACACCGCCCCUCGGAAGACGCGCACGACCAUGGUCGUCACGCACGACCUCUCGCACAUCGAUCAGGACGACUUUGUGUACGUGAUGCGCAAUGGCCGUGUAGCCGAGCAGGGCUUCCGUAAGGACCUGGAGGCGCGCAACAUUUCCACGGAGGCCCGCGACUCUCGCUCGGUCGUCGACGACGAGUUCGAUGGCGAUGGCGAGUUUCUCCGCUUGCGCGAUGCCCAGGCCGUCCGGUCUCCCGAUGGGUCCGAGCCCGGCGCUAUCGACGAAGGCUGGGAAUGCGCGAAGGAGAAGCUUGAGGACUCUGACGAGGCAGAGGAGGCCGCGCCCGCUGCAUGGCGCGCACCCAAUGUGUUCAGCGGCGCGUUCGCCCGACCGGACUCCCUCGCGGCACCGAACCUGAGCAAGCGUUUGACGCGGCUGAAGACGAUGUCGAACAGCUGGAUGCUAGACGCCAUCGCCGAUAUCACUGCUGCACCGGAGCGAGCGGAGGCGCCACGCCAGGAGAAGGAGAAGGAGAAAAGGAAGACUCAUACCUCGAGGCAUGCGACGUACACGGCUGCGCAAGCCGCGCGUCGUCGUCCGAGCAUGCACGUCUCGAUCCCUGUCUCUCCUCCGCCGGCAUACGAUCAGGUCGAGUACGGAUACCGCCGGCGUCGCGGUCUGCAAUUCACCCCUUCGUCGCCAACCUUCGUAAAACUCACACAUAGGACGAGCGGGGAAAUUAUCCUGGAUGAGGAUGAGAAGAGAGGCAUGGAAGCGGCGUCCAGCGCGCUACGCCCAACUGCACGUCCGGAUCGCCGCAACAGGAAUGCAGGCAGCGUCGACAUCCGCGUGGAGGGGACCAAGAAGGCUUCCGACGAGCCACCGGCUCCUCGCCCGCCAGGCUUGUUUGCGACCCUCAGGGCUGUCUACCCGGAUGCCCCUUACAAGCCUCUCUUCCUCCUUGGUCUCUUCCUCUGCCUUGCCAACGGCGCUAUGACCCCAGUCUUCUCCUUCUUCCUCUCGCGCCUCAUGUUCGAGGUCUCUACCGGUUCGACCAACGUCGGCCUCAUCAACCGUGUCGGCGGCCUCGUUCUUGGCGUCACCUGUCUCGAUGGCUUGCUCAUGGGCACGAAGUACUUCAUCAUGGAGACGCUCGCCGGCCUGUGGGCCGACCGCAUGCGCGCGAUCGCCUUCGCCAACGUACUCGCCCAGGACAAGGCGUGGUUCGAUCGCCCGGCGAACACGGUGUCGCGCAUCGUGCAGGUGUUGGUGAAGGACGCGGAGGACGCGAAGCUGCUUCUGAGCACGGUGAUCGGGCAAAUGGUCGUAGUGACGGCGAUGUUCGGGUCUGGGCUGCUGUGGGCGCUGGCGCGCGGCUGGGAACUGAACCUCGCGGGCUUUGCCGUGGCGCCGGUGUUCAUGGGCGUAAUGGCGAUACAGACACAACUUGUAGGCGAGUGCGAGCGUCGCAACCGCCUCGCGCGCGAGCAGGUCAGCAAGGGAUACUAUGAGACCAUCUCCAACAUCCGCGCUAUCCGGUCUAUGACCUACGACGAUAUCUUCCACCAGCAAUUCGAGAAGGCAGCGGCGCAGGCGCUCAAGAGCGGUGUGCGCGGCGCGUUCACCGAAGGCUGCACGGGUGGCAUUGCUUCCGGUCUAAUCUACUUCGCGGAGCCGCUGCUGUUCUACAUUGGCGCCGUCCUCAUUGCCAACGGUCGCUACUCGUACUUGCGUAUGGUCGAGACGCUCAACCUAGUUGUAUUCAUGGUCACCAUCGGCAGUCAGAUCAUGGCUUUCACUGCCAAGAUCAGCAAAGCCACUCAGGCUACGACACAACUCAAUGAGCUAGGACAUUUGUCUCCCCUUGACACGACUGAGGCGAAGGGCACUGAGUGCCCAGCCCUCUAUGGCGAUAUCAAUUUCCGCAACGUCGACUUGGCUUACCCAGAACGUCCCGAUGCCCCCGUUUUGCGCGACUUUACUCUCCGGAUCAAGGACGGAGAGUGCGUUGCCAUCGUGGGCGAGUCGGGCUCUGGCAAGUCGACCGUCGCAUCUCUCUUGCAACGGCUAUACGAGCCGCAGGCCGGCAUGAUUUCCAUCGGCUACCACAACAUCCGGCAUGUCGACGUCGACCACCUCCGCCACUACCUUGCCAUCGUGAGCCAGCACCCACAGCUGUGGGAUGCGAGCGUGCGCGACAACAUCACCUACGGCACCCCUCACAUGCCCGAGUUCCAUAUUCUUCGCGCCACGGCGGCCGCGCGCGCGCAGGAGUUCAUCAUGGAGCUCCCGCAGGGCUACGACACCAUGCUCGGCGAGGACGCGGCGCGCCUGUCGGGUGGGCAGAAGCAGCGGCUGCAGAUCGCGCGGGCCCUCGCGCGGCUCGGGGUGCACGUCGGGCGCGGAGUUCUCGUACUCGACGAAUGCACUUCCGCGCUAGACGCGGAGAGCCAGCGCGGCGUGCUUGAGGCCAUCACACGCGCGAAGGAGGGCCGCACAACGGUGAUGAUAACGCACAAGCUCGAGGCAAUGCAGAUGGGCGACCGGAUCGUUCUUCUCAAGGAUGGCCAGGUAUGCGAGGAGGGGACGUUUGAGGAGCUGAUGGCCCGCGCCGCCUCGUCUCGUUCUCGACGCGUUGGUUCUGCAUCACCCCAGCCCAUGUCUGGCUCCAUAUGGUCCAUAUUUUGA
Messenger RNA from Schizophyllum commune H4-8, 3930 nucleotides. RefSeq lists its product as uncharacterized. The record is from RefSeq and is a predicted model, not a curated record. The transcript has 7 exons. Gene Ontology annotation, biological process: transmembrane transport. Bases 1 to 3930 code for a protein of 1309 amino acids. Lineage: Eukaryota; Fungi; Basidiomycota; Agaricomycetes; Agaricales; Schizophyllaceae. Gene Ontology annotation, cellular component: membrane. Gene Ontology annotation, molecular function: ATP hydrolysis activity; ATP binding; ABC-type oligopeptide transporter activity.